GCGCCGCAAGUCCCUGGCGUGUGCACCAUGGGCAAGGCCAGGCCGGCCGGGACGCGGAGGCAAGCCCCCAGGGCGCCGGCGAAGAUCAACCCUAACCCGUUCGAGGUGAAAGUCAACAGGCAGAAGUUCCAGAUCCUGGGGAGGAAGACGCGCCACGACGUGGGGCUGCCCGGCGUGUCGCGCGCGCGGGCCAUCAGAAAGCGCACCCAGACGUUACUGAAGGAGUACAAGGAAAGGGAUAAGUCCAAUGUAUUUAAAGACAAGCGCCUUGGGGAGUACAGCAGCGACAUGAGCCCGGAGGAGAAGAUGAUGAAGAGGUUCGCAUUGGAGCAACAGCGACAUCACGAGAAAAAAAGCAUCUACAACCUGAAUGAAGAUGAAGAGUUGACGCACUAUGGCCAGUCUCUGGCGGACAUUGAGAAGCACAACGACAUCGUGGACAGCGACAGUGACACUGAAGAGCGAGGAGCCUUGUCUGCUGAGCUGACCGCUGCCCACUUUGGAGGCGGCGGCGGGAUCCUUCAGAAGAAGACAGCCCCACAGGAAGAAGGGGACAAGCCAAAGUCACGAAAGGAGCUGAUCGAAGAGCUCAUUGCAAAGUCCAAGCAAGAGAAGAGGGAGAGACAGGCUCAACGGGAAGAUGCUCUCGAGCUCACAGAGAAGCUGGACCAGGACUGGAAAGAAAUCCAGACUCUUCUGUCACACAAAACUCCCAAGGCUGAGAACAGAGAGAAGGAGAAGCCCAAGCCUGAUGCGUAUGAUAUGGUGGUUCGAGAGCUUGGCUUCGAGAUGAAGGCGAAGCCCUCGAACAGGAUGAAGACGGAAGCGGAACUGGCAAAGGAGGAGCAGGAGCGGCUCAGGAAGCUGGAGGCUGAGAGACUCCGAAGGAUGCUUGGGAAGGACGGAGAAGAAAAGGAACCGAAGCACGUGUCAGCGGAUGACCUGCACGACGGCUUCAUACUGGACAGAGACGACAGGCGUUUGCUUUCUUACAAAGAUGGAAAGAUGAAUGUCGAGGGCGAUGUCGGGGAGGAGCAAAGCGAGGAAACUGGCAGCCAGGAGAACCAGGAGGAGGAGCGGGGUGAAGAUGACGAGGAGGAAGAGGACGGAGAGGAGAGUGGCGAGGAAGAGGGCGGAGAGGAGAGCGCCGGCCCAGAUAGCCGCUCAGACCUGGACUCGAGUGCAGAGAGUGCAGAGGAGGGUGACGAGCCAGAGCAGGAGCAGCAUCAGGCUCCUUGUGGGAGCCCCACGGGUGACAACCAGAAAACUCACAGAGCUGGCAGCCAGGAGCUGCCCUACGUCUUCACAGUGCCCGAGUCCUACGAGGAGCUGAGAUCAUUGCUGUCGGGAAGAUCAGUGGACGAGCAGCUCCUGGUGGUGGAGAGAAUUCAGAAAUGCAACCAUCCGAGCCUCGCUGUGGGAAACAAAGCAAAACUGGAGAAGCUGUUUGGCUUCCUUUUGGAGUACGUUGGAGAUCGGGCCACAAGUGAUCCACCAGACCUCAAAGUAAUUGACAAGUUAGUUGCGCAGCUGUAUAAUCUCUGCCAGAUGUUCCCCAAGUCGGCGAGCGGCUCCGUGAAGUUUGUCCUCCGAGAUGCCAUGCACGAGAUGGAAGAGAUGAUCGAGACCAAGGGCCGGGCCGCGUUCCCGGGGCUGGACGUGCUCAUUUAUUUGAAAAUUGCCGGGCUGUUGUUUCCGACCUCUGACUUCUGGCAUCCCGUCGUGACCCCUGCCCUGGUGUGCAUGAGCCAGAUCCUCACCAAGUGCCCGGUGCUGUCCCUACAUGAUGUGGUGAAAGGCCUGUUCGUGUGCUGCCUCUUCCUGGACUACGUGUCUCUGUCUCGGAGGUUCAUCCCUGAGCUAGUUAAUUUCCUGCUUGGGAUUCUUUACAUUGCAGCCCCAAACAAGCAAAGCCGUGGUUCCACUCUGGUGCACCCUUUCAGAGCAUUUGGGAAGAACUCCGAAUUGCUCUUGGUCUCUGACAAGGAUGACGUGGCCACGUGGCAGAGGGGAAGCCUCCCCCUGCACUGGGCGAGCGGGCGGAACAUCCCAACCACAGCUGAGGCCAACCACAUCAGACUGUCCUGCCUGGCCGUAGCGCUGGCACUGCUGAAGCGCUGUGUGGUCAUGUAUGGCACGCUGCCGUCCUUUCAUGCCAUCGUCAGGCCGCUCCAAGCCCUCCUGGCAGAGCACCAGGCAGAGCGCAGCCACCCCCCUGAGCUGCAGGAGCUGUCUCAGAGCAUACUGACGGAUGUGGAAAACCAGAAGCAGCUCUACCGGCCGCUGAUCUGUGAGAAGAGCAAGCCCGUCCCCCUGAAGCUGUUCACCCCCCGGCUGGUGAAAGUCCUUGAGUUCGGAAGGAAACAAGGCAGCACCAAGGAAGAGCAGGAGAGGAAGCGGCUGAUCCACAAACACAAGCGCGAGUUCAAAGGUGCUGUCCGGGAGAUCCGAAAGGACAACCAGUUCCUGGCCAGGAUGCAGCUCUCUGAGAUCAUGGAACGGGAUGCGGAGAGAAAGCGGAAAGUAAAGCAGCUUUUUAACAGCCUGGCUACGCAGGAAGGUGAAUGGAAGGCUCUGAAGAGGAAAAAGUUCAAAAAGUAAAUAAACGCUGUGUACAUGAGGCCAGGCUGUAUUGUGUGAUGAAGUAUGAAGGGGCCAUGACUCAGCGGGAGCUUUUCUUGUGCUUGAGUUCCUGUGCACCUCUCUCCUGAUGCGUCUGGUGUGGGAACAGCUGAAGCUGGAGAUAAGCACAUGGGGGCUGGAGCAAGGCCUGCCAGGAGAACAAAGAGCGCCUGAGGCGAGCCACAUGAACAAGCUGCUCCGGCCCAGAGAACACCAGGCACCAGAGACAAGCCAAGCGGGCAGGUUGCUAGGCAGAGGGGAGUCAUGUGACAUCGCCCUGCCAAGUGUCUCAAUAAACGCACUGCAGCUGUUGA
Messenger RNA from Chinchilla lanigera (long-tailed chinchilla), 2936 nucleotides. It is a transcript of the gene Nop14, whose product is annotated as NOP14 nucleolar protein. Gene Ontology annotation, cellular component: nucleolus; Noc4p-Nop14p complex; small-subunit processome. The record is from RefSeq and is a predicted model, not a curated record. Gene Ontology annotation, biological process: maturation of SSU-rRNA. Lineage: Eukaryota; Metazoa; Chordata; Mammalia; Rodentia; Chinchillidae. Bases 28 to 2601 code for a protein of 857 amino acids. The transcript has 18 exons.